UCGAGUCAUUUAGUAGCAUUCUUAAGUUCUAAGCGUUUACAUGUGCCGGGCAUUUUAAUAAACGGGACGAUCGUAUCGCGGCGAGUAGUGCUCUUUCCGAAGACGCAAAUUCUAAAGAAAUUAAAUUGUCCAAGUUUUCAUUUGUUUGUUUGAUUAAGUCAAUCAACUUUGAGAAAGAAUUUCAAGUGCUUUGUCCGCAGCGUCGCAACGUACAUUGUGUGAAAACAAUUAAAUAUAUACAAAAUUUAUCAACAAAUUAGCAAAGAAAAUGUCCUCAAAUAGUGGCCAAACAAAAGAGCUGACACCUCUGACAAGGGCUGCAUUGCAAGUUGUAGCCGGAGGUUCAGCCGGUUUUGUGGAGGUUUGCAUUAUGCAGCCCUUGGAUGUGGUAAAAACACGAAUGCAACUGGGAGGUGGAGUGCAUCAAUACAAAGGUGUUUUCGAUUGUUUUGGCAAGAUGUAUCGUCACGAGGGAAUCUAUUCCUUUUGGAAGGGUAUUCUGCCACCAGUUAUAGCAGAAACUCCAAAGAGGGCCAUCAAAUUUGUAUGUUUUGAACAAACCAAGCCUUUAUUUCUUUUUGGAGCCCCAGCACCGACUCCAUUGACCUUCUCAUUGGCUGGUUUAACGGCCGGUCUUCUUGAGGCCAUUGCAGUGAAUCCUUUUGAAGUUGUAAAGGUUGCCCAACAAGCAGACAAGACUAAAAUGAAGGAAGCCCAAAGCACUUGGACUGUCACCAAACAGAUCAUUCAGAAGGAUGGUUUCGGGUUCCGUGGCCUCAACAAGGGUGUUACGGCCACAAUGGGCCGUAAUGGUGUCUUUAAUAUGGUCUAUUUUGGAUUCUAUCACAGUGUGAAAAAUAUUGUGCCCGCCUUUGAAGAUCAUACCAAGGAAUUUAUACGCAAGGUUGUCAUUGGUUUUACUUCCGGCACGUUGGCCUGCUUUGUAAAUAUACCCUUCGAUGUAGCGAAGUCUCGCAUACAGGGACCACAACCUCAACCUGGAGUUAUAAAAUAUAAAUCAACAUUUGGUUCUAUGGCUUUGGUGUAUCGCGAGGAAGGUUUCCGGGCACUCUAUAAAGGUUUAGUGCCCAAGGUAAUGCGUUUGGGCCCAGGUGGUGCCAUCAUGCUGUUGGUAUUUGAGUAUGCCUAUGAUUUUUUGCAACAGAAAUGUUUGUGAAUGCAUCCUUUCCCCACUGCCAAGGAACAGCAUGUAAGACUUGAGAAUAAUUUUAUAACAUACUAAUUUUUUUUUUGACUGUACAUAUUGUUUAUGUAUUUUUUAAGGCGAUAUACUUAUACAUUUGUAAUUUUUUACUGAAAUAAAGUAUUUUUUCGAAACUGGUUUUCCAUAACAUAA
This is a messenger RNA of Stomoxys calcitrans (stable fly), 1357 nucleotides long. Its product is annotated as mitochondrial 2-oxodicarboxylate carrier. Bases 269 to 1177 code for a protein of 302 amino acids. The transcript is spliced from 3 exons. Lineage: Eukaryota; Metazoa; Arthropoda; Insecta; Diptera; Muscidae. The record is from RefSeq and is a predicted model, not a curated record.